UAAAAAAGUAAGGAAUUUUAGUUGGAGCUAGCUUGAUGAGUUCUUUUGAUAAUGUGUGUUUACUGAAUUUACUGAAGGAAAUUAGUUCAAAAAGGAAGACGAGAUCUACUGCAACAGCUGGGAUGAGAAACACUUCUUGAGAUCCAGUUGUCAUCUCCGAACAACGUCAUGCUCAUUGGCAAAUAAAAAUUGGUGGACCUGCAUUUUAAAACAAAACAUUCCUAGAUGAACCAGAUGCCACUUAUCACAUGGAAGCCGGUUUCAACAAGAUCGGACCGGAUUAAACCAGUUUGACAUCAUGGUAAAGCUGACCAUAGAUUUGAUUGCAAGGGCGUCGAGUAGCACGAGGAAGAAACGAGAAGAGGGUGUGCCGCAAUAUCUCAAGAGGUUAACGCACUUAUCAUUCGCAGAAAGGAACAUCCAUGAAAUUGAUGACCUUUCACAAUGUCGGAAUCUCUCGGUGCUGUAUCUCUAUGACAACAAUAUUAACAAAGUCCCCAACUUGGGCUUUGCCGCCAACCUCACCCAUCUGUACCUGCAGAAUAAUCUCAUCUCACAGAUCGAACUGUUAUCACCGCUGCAAAAACUCUCAAAAUUGUAUCUUGGAGGUAAUUGCAUAACAGUUCUUGAAGGUUUUGAGAAAUUGCAGCAACUGACGGAACUUCAUGUAGAACAACAGAGGAUACCCAAGGGAGAAAAGCUUCUAUUCGACCCACGGUCUCUUGCCGCACUCUCGUCAUGUCUUCAGGUGUUCAACGUUUCCGGAAACCGUCUCGAUGACAUCACCGACUUGCGUCUCCUUCAGAACCUGACGCAGUUUGUCUGCACAGACAACAAGCUGCGAGACCUUAAGACACUCGGCAAUGUGCUUGCCUGGUGGCCACACCUUUGGAGGCUGGACCUCACGGGGAAUCCACUGUGUCAAAAGGCAAAGUACAGGGACAGGGUGAUUGUUAUGAAUGAGUCGCUGGCUGUCUUGGAUGGGAAGGAGAUCAACCAGACUGAGAAGGCUUUCUUAAUGAGUUGGAAAGAAGCAAAGGAGAUGAAGAGGAAACAGAGAGAAGAGUUAGAGCAGAGGAGACCAGAUCUUGAUGGCGUCGGUCAACCACCACUACCUAUCAGUGGCUCAGGGCGUGAGCUACCUCCGGUCAUGCCACCCAAAGGUUCCAAAUCCAAGCAUAGUGGACUAAAGAACAUCUACAUCAUGCCAAGUAUGGUCGGCGGGAAGAAACGUUUCGAGGCCGUCUUGGCCAAGUCUCAGAGUCUACCGAGCUCGGCGUCCAAACUGAAGGAUUCUCAAAGUUAUACGGUCCCCAUGAGGCAAAUAGUGGCCCCUGGACUACUAAGGAAGAGUCAGAGUGACUUGGAACGAUCAGCGAGAGUAAUGAUGAUGCACGACUCACGACAUCCUGUUCAUCAUCGAGAGACGACGUCUCUUGGUCUAUCCAACGGUGAUGCUUCUCACCUGAUUAUGAACGGUAACCACACAGUGCCAACGACUGUACUCUUGUAGAUCUUUGAUGAACCCCCUUAAAAGAUCGCAACCUAUGGUUCAGACUUGUGUCAUCAAUACUGUGUGCUAUUUGAUUUGAGCUGUAAGUGUGGACUUUCGCAAAAAAAACGAGGUGCUUUGGCGCAAUAUGCUGCCAAUCAAACCAAGAACACCGGGCGGACCCCUUCUCUUUUUCGAUAAGUGCACUGGGUCAUUUUUUGUGCGUUACACAGCACACAGGACCAACGUUUUUACGUCCCAUCUGAAGGAAGAAGCAUCAUGGUCAAUUGUCUUGCUUAUAGAACACAAGUGUCACGACUGGGACUCGAACCCACACUCUGCUGAUCAGAAACACCAGAGUUAAAAUCCGUUGCUCUUAACGGCUUGGCAAUGACAUGCCACAUUAUGUAUGUACACUGUUUGUCUGUCAGAUAUUCAACAAUUUAAAGAUGAAAUUGAAAUGAGUGUCCUCCGUCCAGUAGCUUAUUUAAUGUCGUUCAUGGGUUCAACUGAAACAAGUUUUUGUUGUGAGCUCAGGACAACAUAGUGGGCUAAUUGCCCGUUUUCUAUAGUGGUUUUGUUGAUAUUCACAGCAUGUGUAAUUAAAGCCCUACUGCUAGUGCUAGUGUGCAAGCUUGAUACUUCACAGAGGCAAUUGCCCCCAUGUCAUUGACUUGGUGCCCCUUGAAAUGUUCUCAUUUC
Asterias rubens (European starfish) is the source of this 2194-nucleotide messenger RNA. RefSeq names its product protein phosphatase 1 regulatory subunit 42-like. The transcript has 8 exons. The record is from RefSeq and is a predicted model, not a curated record. The coding region runs from base 299 to 1513 and encodes 404 amino acids. Lineage: Eukaryota; Metazoa; Echinodermata; Asteroidea; Forcipulatida; Asteriidae. Gene Ontology annotation, molecular function: protein binding.